AAAUAGACAAAUUAGCGAUUGUCUAAUUUAAUUGUUGUAGACCACAAAUGCAAUUCAUUUAAAAUAGUAAGAGAAAUAGAACACAGAGUCACACAUGUUAAACUGCAUGAAACUUUGUAGAAGUUGUUUAAGAUGCCUAAUUAAAGCAAAAAGUGGUCUAACAUCUACACACGAGUGCCUAUUGCUUAUAAUAUCAGUGAUUACUCAGCGGAAAUUGAAAUCUGAGUUUUGUAUGCAGGUAGGUAUAUAAAAGGUAUAAAUGACAAAUCUCGAGGUGUUCUAAUACCUCCCCACUGUAUCUCUCAUGCUGUCAGCACACCUGUUAUAGUCAGACUCAUUAACUGUACGUUCCUCCUGUAAUGUCUCAGAUCUUUUCUGCACAUCAGUGCAGUUCGAAUUUGCACUGUGUUGUAAGAUAUUAAGGAAGAAGACAGUAUAAAAAGGAGCCAGUUCAAGAUGACCCAUGCAGUGCGUGAUGCAUGCUUUCUCCAUGAGCAUGCAGAAUACAAGGAGACCAUCAGAUUCAACACUUCAAUAAAUAUACAACCAAAAGGUUCAGAAUCGUGUCAAAAGAAAUUCAUGGGUUUGUUUUUUGGAAUGCACUGCAUUUUUUUCGAUGAACCUCUUUUUUUUUCGUUGUACAGUUUUAAGAAUUGAAACGGUCUUGGUAUAACCCUGUAUGCAAAAGAGGUUGUUUUUUGGGUUUUUUUUUUUUUUUUUUUGUAAAGUGGCCUGUUGAUGUAAAAAUAUCUUGUGAAUCCUGUAUCUGAAUAUUUUUUGUCGCGUUUUGUUGUUGCUUAUACUUUUAUUUUAUAUAUACCGUACAUACCGAAAGCACCUUAUUUUAAUUUUAAAUAAAAAAAAUAAAAAUAAAUAAGAUUUAAGAAAAAUCUGUUUGAUCUCUUCUCUUCAUAGUUGUUUAGUCACGUUCAUAUAUAUAUAUAUAUAUUUUGUCUCUUAUAAUAAGUACUCUCCAUGGCUCCCAGACCAGUUAUACACAAUUAGCUUCUAUCACGUAAUAUUCAUUACUGUGAAUGCCACCCCAGCAACACUGAUAAGGAGGUAUGAUUUGCAUGGCCCCUGGGAGAUAGCAGCUGAUGCUUGGAGGAAGUCAUUCUAAAAUGGAAUCACUCAAUAUUUGUAAUGCAAAUUGACCAUUAGUCUGGAACUGAAAUGAUAGAAAGCAGGCUGUGUUUUAGAAAUUCCCAUAAAAUAACCGGUCAAGCUUUCCGAGGAAGUCUGCGUCAGUGUGUAUGUGUGUGUGUGUAUGUGUGUGUUACACAAGCUUCCUCCCUCCCUCUGCUCUUACUGCAGUAUAGAAAUGUUAUCUCCCCUUGUUUCUUCAUUGCAAUAAAACUCCAAUAUGUUUCAAAUCUAAACAACAUUUUUAAAGGGCUUCUACCUACUUCUAAAUAGUUUCUUACAGUAAUCUUUACUGUACCCCUUUAGAAAUAAGAAUAAUGCUAUAUUCUUUCUGUCAAGCUGUUUAUGGAAGUUUUAAUGAUUUAAUUAAAGUUCAGACAGAAACAUACAACAGUUAACACCAAUAAAUGGUCAGGUCGGUUCACCAACCCACACAGCGUGAUGCUUUUCAUAAUAGGACAGGAUCCUACAUCUCGUCUUUCAUUUGUAUGUUAAAUGCCUUCUGCCAUCUACUGCAACUCAUGCAAAUGGAGAGAUAAGAGAAGCACUGUAAUCUGUAAACCAGGCUGUUCCUUCUCAAAACACAGCAUUGACUUCAGCCAGUGAGCAUCUCCGAGGUGAGCCUACAGUACAACAAACUAACUACACCAGCAGAACAGUAAUGGGGUUCACCCAAGAAUAAGGAAACGAUCUGGAGAAUUCCUAUCAAAGACUAACAGACCUAAUCAUAACAGUAGCCAUUAACACUCCACCAACGUCAUUAACACAACCAUGCCUGCAAACAAUCGUUUUGUUCUUGUGCUGAUGUUGGCCAGCUUUUCCAAAACUUUUGAGGAAGCACGGUACAUUAACUCCAGUGCCAGCCACUCCGCCACAUCUGGAGAGGUAUUUCCGUGGAGCAGCUACCGGCUCCCAGACUCCAUUAUCCCUGAACAUUACUACAUUACCAUCCAUCCAGACUUCCAGAAUAGGACCUUCACCGGGAGGGUGAAGAUCCUGCUGGCCGUCUUGAAGGACACGAACCAUGUGGUGCUGCACAGCAAGAACCUACAGAUGAGGGAGGCUCUUCUUCUGCCGUUACCAGAACAUCACAACCAGAAGAAGCUCUCGCUGCGCUUGCAGGAGUCUGUGCAGAACGAACAGGUGGCGUUCACCUCCGGCACCACCUUGCAGGCAGGGAGGAAAUACGAGCUCUUUAUUAGCUACACAGCGGCCCUCUCCAACAGCUUCUCUGGGUUUUACAAAGCCUUCUACAGGACAAGAAAUGGGACAACAAGAAUGUUAGCCUCAACCCACUUUGAAGCCACGUCUGCCCGGAAAGCAUUCCCCUGUUUUGACGAGCCUAGCAUGAAGGCAGUGUUUACAAUCACGAUCACCCGGGACCAGCAGCACCAUGCCAUCUCAAACAUGCCAAAGAGGACCACCAUGCCCAGGGCAGACGGGUUACUGGAGGAUCACUUCCUGCACAGUGUGAAGAUGAGCAGCUACCUAGUAGCUUUCGUUGUCAGUGACUUUGCUUCCAACAGCACUGCAUCUAAAAGAGGCACCAAGGUUUCAGUUUUUGCUCCAAGUGAACAAAUGGACCAGACACAGUAUGCUCUCCAUGCCGGUGUGAAAAUACUGCAGUUCUUCGAAGAGUACUUCCAGAUUCCAUACCCCCUUCCAAAAAUAGACCUGGUAGCUAUCCCUGACUUUGAGGCCGGUGCCAUGGAGAACUGGGGCCUGAUUACCUUCCGGGAGACCUCCCUGCUGUACGAGCCCAAAACAUCGACAAUGCGCAACAAGCUGUGGGUCACCCUGGUCAUUGCUCAUGAGCUGGCUCACCAGUGGUUUGGAAACCUGGUCACCAUGGAGUGGUGGAAUGACCUUUGGUUAAACGAAGGCUUCGCCACCUACAUGGAGUUCAUUGCCACUAAUCACUUAGAGCCCAGCUUGUAUGCGGAAGAUCAGCUUCUCAUCACCACUUUCUACCAAGCCCUGGAGAAGGACUCCUUCAGGACCUCUCACCCCAUCUCUCUGCCUGUCAGGAGCUCAGCGCAGAUCAGAGAGAUGUUUGACGUGGUCUCCUACUGCAAGGGUGCCAGUAUUCUACGAAUGCUGCACAACCUCCUGACAGAGCCUAUAUUUACUCGUGGAAUCAGAGCCUAUUUGAAAGAACACAGUUACAGCAAUGCCCACCAAGACCACCUGUGGCAAGCUCUUACUAAGAGUGCUUUGGAGGCUGGCAAGAGUGUGAAUGUGAAAGCCAUCAUGGACACCUGGACGAUGCAGAAAGGGUACCCGCUGGUGUCUGUAACACUACAAGGAAGGAAACUCAAACUUUCCCAGAGCAUUUUCACUCUCUACCCACAAAGCAACACAGGCUUCCUUUGGCAGAUUCCUUUUACGUUUUAUACAAGCAAUUCAACUGUCGUCAUCAGCCAUCUAGUGAAGAGCAAAGAAGAAUCCAUUGAUCUCCCCCAUGAUGUUGCCUGGAUCAAAGCUAAUGUGAACUCCACUGGCUUCUACAGAGUGUCCUAUGAUCUCCCAACGCUGCGUGUCAUCAGCAGCCAGCUGAGAGAAAGGCACAGCACGUUCAGCAGGAGUGACAGGGCCAGCCUCAUUGAUGAUACAUUCCACCUGGCCAGCCAGGGGACCCUGAAGUACAGCAAGGCCUUCUCUCUCAGCCUGUUCCUGGGGAAGGAGAAGGAAUAUCUCCCCAUAAGAGUGUUUGUUGCCCACAUGACCCGCAUGCUCAGUAAAUUUGCUUUCAGCAGAGAGCACUGUGUUAUGCAGCUGAUAAAGAAACACAUCCAUAGUUUGCUGGGGGUGCUGAUGCAGGCUCAGCUUUGGGAUGACAGCGGCACCUUGCCUCAACAGAACCUGCGCACCCUCCUCCUCUCCAUCGCCAACGGGUACAGGAGUCUCCCCGCAGCAAAGCACGCAGAGAAACUCUUCCACCGCUGGAUGGAAGCUGAUGGGAAAACCCAGUUGCCCAGGACUCUCCGAGGAAUGAUAUUCCGGAUAGGGAUAAAGAAGGGUGGAGACAGGGAAUGGACGUUUUUACUGCGCAAGUAUAUCGAAAGCACUUCCAGCGCCGAUAAAGUGCAGAUCCUGGCAGCCUUGUCCCGAACUAGGAGCACAAGAAAGAAGAAAUGGUUACUGAAUGCAGCGUUGCAGAACCGGGUGAUCAAGACUCAGGAUUUUGGCACCAUCGUCAGACAACUGGCUCGCUCUCCAAAGAGUAACCAGUUAGUCUGGAAGUUUGUACAGCGACACUGGAGCAAGCUCGUCAAAAAGUUUUCUUUAGGUUCAAGAUAUCUGUCUCGUAUCAUUGUUUCAAUAACCUCGAAGUACACCACCAGAAAGAAGUAUAAGGAAGUUAAGAAAUUCUUUUGCUCUCAGAAGAACCUCAGAAACCUUGCCUUUGUCAGGCAGUCCCUGGAAAUGAUCAAAGUCAAUAUCUUGUGGCUGAAGAAGAAUAAAAAACAGAUCAAGUCUUGGCUUCGCGAGGAGUACACUGAAACAUACACAACAGGCAGGCACUGCAGACUAGCAACAGCAAAACAAUGGGGGAUUGUGCAUUACACUACAUGGCUGCACCACACAUAAAGCAGGCAAUAACUUACAGGAAUUACUUAUGCUAUGAUGUCAUUUUUUCCAUUUCCUGAUAUGUAAAUAGGGUUACGGGAAGAUGACAGGACAGCGCAACAAUCCCUCUCAGGAAGCAUCUUGUUUUAUGGUAGUUACUUUUCAUUAUUUCUAACAAAUUGCAGUCUUCUAUCAACAUUAGAAAUAUUUAAUAAGAUUUUUAAACAGGUAAUUGAUAAAAAUAGACCUAUCAAUAGAUAUACAGUAGAGUAAUACCGAAUAAAAAACAACUAUGAUUUCCAUUAUUGCUUUUGUUCACCGCUAAGGGACAGGGGUAGCUUUAACACUUGACGUUUCAAUUUAAAUUAAUUCUUAAGACUUUUAUUCGUGUUAUUGGUAAAUGUAAACUGGAAUGCGUUCCUUGUGAUAAUUAGAGAAUUGUAGGCUGAAGGGGAGGGCUCUUUUAAGAUGGUUAGGGGGGGAGGGGGCACUAUUCGGGGUUCUAGCAGGGCAGUGUAGUUUAGGGGCAUCUGUCAGUCAUAGGCCAGCUGCAAUGGCAGGUCACAGCGUUUGAGAGAAGUUCUUCAAAUCACACUUUUUAAUGUAUUUCCCAUUGAUAAUGUAAAAUUAAACAAAUACAAAUUUGCAUGGUCAGUCUGUUUUACUUGUGUUUGUUGCGCAUUCAUGUUUAUUUGUGACUGUCUAAGCCAGUGAUGUUGUAAAUAUCAGAGCCGAAGAUAUUCCAAAAGUAA
Messenger RNA from Polyodon spathula (Mississippi paddlefish), 5465 nucleotides. Its product is annotated as endoplasmic reticulum aminopeptidase 1-like. The record is from RefSeq and is a predicted model, not a curated record. Bases 1915 to 4734 code for a protein of 939 amino acids. The transcript has 18 exons. Gene Ontology annotation, biological process: proteolysis; peptide catabolic process. Lineage: Eukaryota; Metazoa; Chordata; Actinopteri; Acipenseriformes; Polyodontidae. Gene Ontology annotation, cellular component: cytoplasm. Gene Ontology annotation, molecular function: metalloaminopeptidase activity; peptide binding; zinc ion binding.